AUGCUGUCCCCUCAGAGGGCUUUGCUCUGCAACCUCAACCACAUCCACCUCCAGCAUGUCUCCCUGGGCCUGCAUUUGUCCCGCCGUCCGGAGCUAAGGGAGGGGCCCUUGAGCACGUCCUUUCCCCCGGGGGACGCAGGGGGCAAGGAGAGCCAGGGCUCCUGCGGCGGGACCCUGGUGGAUGCCAAUUCCAACAGCCCAGCGGUGCCCUGCCGUUGCUGCCAGGAGCACGGGUCGGGCCUAGAAACCGGGCAGGACCCGGCACAGGAGGAAGAGGGGGCCGCCUCUCCCUCGGAUCCGGGAUGCUCCUCCUCUCUCAGCUCCUGCUCAGAUCUUAGCCCCGAUGAGUCCCCCAUUUCGGUCUACUCACGGAACCUCCCUGGUGACCAAAAUGUCCCCCCUCAGCCGAGCAUCCUCCCCCGGGAGCAGGGCUCCCCUCUGGUCUCUACCGGCCCUGGUGCCUGCUCUCCUGACAGCUUCUGCUGUUCUCCUGAUUCCUGCUCUGGAGCCUCUUCCCCACCCGGCUCUGGCCUGGACUCCAACUGCAAUGCCCUGACCACCUGCCAGGACCUCCCUUCCCCAGGCCUGGAGGAGGAGGAGGAGGAGGAGGAGGAGGGUGGGGAGCAGGACCUCCUGACCUCCGAGCUCUCGGAGGCCGAUGAUGGGAAGACCUAUGCUGGGAAAACGGAACCCAGUUGGAAAAUCAACCCCAUUUGGAAAAUUGACACAGAGAAAACUGAAGCUGGCUGGAAAAUCACAGAGAACAAUAACUCUGGUUGGAAAAUCAAUGGGAAUACUAACUCUAGUUGGAAAGCUGAGCCUGGAAAAUUUGACUCCGGUUGGAAAACCAGUGCAGGAACAAUUGAUUCUGGCUUGAAAGCAGACGCGGAGAAAAGGGAUGGAGGAUGGAGGAGUGACGUCAGCGAGGAGCCCGUGCCCCACCGGACCAUCACGUCCUUCCACGAGCUGGCCCAGAAGCGCAAGCGGGGCCCGGGGCUGACCCUGGUGACGCAGGCCAAGAAAGACCGCAGCGACUGGCUUAUCGUCUUCUCGCCCGACAGCGAGCAGCCCCCCACCGGGUCGCUGGGCGGCUCCCCGGCGGCUCCCCGCGAAGUCACCACCUUCAAGGAACUGCGGUCCCGAAGCCGGGCCCCGCCCCCGCCCCUCCCGCCCCGAGACCCCCCAGCCGGCUGGGCCUUGGUCCCGCCCCGGCCCCCACCGCCGCCCGUGCCUCCCCGGAGGAAGAAGAACCGCCCGGGGCUGCAGCCUAUAGCGGAGGGGCAGCCCGGGGAGGGCAGGGAGGUCAGGCCCGGCGAGGAGGCCCCAGCCCCGAAGGAGCCGCAGGAGCCCGGUGCGCAGGCGGGCCUGGAGGUCCGCAGUUCCUGGUCCUUCGCCGGUGUCCCCGGGGCGCAGCGACUGUGGAUGGCAGAAGCCCAGCGUGGGGCCGGCCAGCUGCAGGAGCAGAAGAAAGGUCUCUUGAUAGCCGUCAGCGCCUCCGUGGAUAAAAUCAUCUCGCACUUUGGGGCGGCCCGAAACUUGGUUCAGAAGGCCCAGUUGGGGGAUAGCCGGCUGAGCCCAGAUGUGGGGCACCUGGUGCUGACCACCCUCUGCCCGGCUCUCUAUGCCCUGGUGGCUGACGGGCUGAAGCCUUUCCGAAAGGACCUCAUCACCGGGCAGCGCAGGAGCAACCCCUGGAGCGUGGUGGAGGCAUCGGUGAAGCCAGGCUCCAGCACCCGGUCCUUCGGAACCCUGUACAGCCAGGUCAGCCGGCUGGCCCCGCUGAGCAGCAGCAGGAGCCGCUUCCACGCCUUCAUCCUGGGCCUCCUCAACACCAAGCAGCUGGAACUCUGGUUUUCCAGUCUUCAGGAAGAUGCAGGCCUGCUGUCCCUCCUGUACCUGCCCACUGGAUUCUUCUGUUUGGCCCGGGGUGGCUGCCCCGCCCUGUCCACAGAGCUGCUGCUCCUGCUGCAGCCAUUGUCGGUGCUCACCUUCCACUUGGACCUGUUCUUUGAGCAUCACCACCACCUGCCCCUGGGCCCACCUCAGGCUCCCGCCCCCGCAGCCUCACCGCCAGCCUUGCAGCAGACUGUGCAAGCCAUGCUGGACUGGGGGGGUCGGCUGGCCCAGACCCUUCGUGGGGCUUCUGAGGAGACCCCUCCAGGCACUUCAGCCCCCUCAAGCCCUCCCAAACCAGGCAGCUGGUGGGAGCAGCUGACCCAGGCCUCCCGGGUCUAUGCCUCUGGGGGCACCGAGGGCUUCUCCCUUCGCCGGUGGGGAUCCAGGUGUCACGGGGCUGUGGCUGAGGACACACAGGAGAGAUCGUUGCCCACGGACGCGGCACCAGGCAGAGGCGUGUGGCUGGGAAGACUGUUUGGAGUGCCUGGCGGCCUCACAGAAACGGAAAGUGGAACUCUAAAGUCCAGGAGACCAUCCAGCUGGCUGCCUCCUGCAGUGAACGUACUGACUCUGGUGAAGAGGGUGGCACCCUCUGACACUCCCAGUCCACCCGAGGAGCUUGAGGCCUCAGCACCCAGCGCGGUGCAGACCCAACGGGCAGUCCGUGCUCUCUGUGACCACACCGCUGCAGGACCCGACCAGCUGAGCUUCCAGCGUGGGGAAGUGCUGCGUGUCAUCGCCACUGUGGAUGAGGACUGGCUCCGCUGUGGGCGGGAUGGAACGGAGGGGCUGGUACCUGUGGGGUACACCUCUCUUGUGCUCUAG
Pipistrellus nathusii (Nathusius's pipistrelle) is the source of this 2721-nucleotide messenger RNA. The record is from the annotation of a GenBank genome assembly. Lineage: Eukaryota; Metazoa; Chordata; Mammalia; Chiroptera; Vespertilionidae.